Galeopterus variegatus (Sunda flying lemur) is the source of this 1129-nucleotide messenger RNA. RefSeq names its product receptor (chemosensory) transporter protein 3 (gene RTP3). Gene Ontology annotation, molecular function: olfactory receptor binding. The transcript has 3 exons. Lineage: Eukaryota; Metazoa; Chordata; Mammalia; Dermoptera; Cynocephalidae. Gene Ontology annotation, biological process: detection of chemical stimulus involved in sensory perception of bitter taste; protein insertion into membrane; protein targeting to membrane. Gene Ontology annotation, cellular component: cytoplasm. Bases 35 to 1129 code for a protein of 364 amino acids. The record is from RefSeq and is a predicted model, not a curated record.
UCGUCACACCACAGCAGUGGAGACGGGUUGGAACAUGGAGGUGUGGAAGCAGAUGUUUCAGGAACUAAUGCAGGAGGUGAAACCAUGGCACAGGUGGACACUGACUCCAGACAAAGGCCUGCUUCCCAGUGUCCUACAGCCAGGGUGGAUGCAAUACCAGCAGUGGACCUUCGCCAGGUUCCAGUGCUCCUCCUGCUCCCGCAGUUGGGCCUCUGCCCAUGUCCAGGUCCUUUUCCACAUGCACUGGAGUGAGGGGACAUCCAGUGGCCAAGUGAAGAUGAGGGUCUUUGCCCAGAGAUGUAAGAAGUGCUCCCAGCCUCUGUUCGAGGCUCCUGAGUUCACGCAAGAGAACAUCUCAAGGAUCCUGAACAACCUGGUGCUGCGGAUUCUGAAGAAAUGUUAUAGAGAAGGGUUUAAGUUAGUGGAGGAGAUUCCUAUGGUCAAGGAGGUCUCUCUGGAAGGGCCCCAUGACAGUGACAACUGCGAGGCCUGUCUGCAGGGCUUUUGUGCUCAGAGUGGGCUGCGCCCAGCCAUGCAGUCACCGAGGCCCCCAGCACUGCCCACCCUCUCCAAGGUCGCAGAGGGGCCCAGGGUCACUGCUACUGUCAUCGACCUCCCCUGCUCACAACCACCCCCCAAAGACAACAAGCCCCUUGAGUCGAAAGUUCACCCUAAAAUCGCUAACCCUCCCAAGGCUGCCAAUACCCCCAAGGUCAGCAAAACCUCAAAACCAUCAACUGCUCCAAGAUGUCCAGCCCAACAGUUGCCACCAGCAAGCUCACCUACCCCUGGGAUGGCCACUCAAGUGCCCUCUCCCACAAAGAGUCGCAUGGCAGCAGACGCAGGCAGCCUAGGGGACUUCCGGUGGUGGUGGCUCACUGGUCAGCGUUGGACUGGAUGCAGACGUCAGGAGGGCGUGGCUAAUGCCCUCAGUGCCCCUCCACUUGGAUCGGAAGCCUUGGGUGCUUCCAGUGGUGGCUCAGUGGUCAUCACCAGGGUGGAUGCUGACAUUGGAGGGGUGUGGCUGAAGCCUUCCACAUCCCACCGCUCCAGCUCAGGAGGCCAGGGUGCUUCCAGUGGCCUGGUGGUCAUCAGUGGGCUGGAUGCAGUUAUCGAGGGGUGUGGCUAA